Messenger RNA from Lucilia cuprina (Australian sheep blowfly), 2399 nucleotides. Its product is annotated as laccase-2-like. The transcript is spliced from 9 exons. The coding region runs from base 95 to 2227 and encodes 710 amino acids. Gene Ontology annotation, molecular function: oxidoreductase activity; copper ion binding. Gene Ontology annotation, biological process: iron ion transport. NCBI's taxonomy places the organism in Eukaryota, Metazoa, Arthropoda, Insecta, Diptera, Calliphoridae. The record is from RefSeq and is a predicted model, not a curated record. Gene Ontology annotation, cellular component: plasma membrane.
UCAAGUUUUUUUUUAAUAUUCAAUUCGCAAACGGAAAUAACACACGUAUCACACUCUAUUGUGAGCAAAAAAGAAAAGCAGUAAAAGGGGCAAAAUGUUAAUAUUUCUAAAUCAAGAAUUAUAUCGAUAUGCUGUUGCAUUGAUUGGCAUUACCAUUGUAAUCGGAAGUAGAUGUCUGUGUAUUCAAGCUACCCACGAUGGAACAGAUAACAGCAACAACUACUUGAAUCUAAUUGAUGCAACCUUUGCAUCAGCAACCGCAACUAAUGAAUUCUCGAAUAAAGAGGAUAAUGAAGUAUUUACUAGCACUACAGAUGCUACUGCAGUUGGUGAAAAUCCUGAUAAAUUUACUCCCUACUUGAAUAUUUCUCAGUAUCCUGGAGAACUAUGCAAUCGUGUUUGUGUGAGUGGUCAACAACGUGUGUGUUACUUUGAAUUUACUUUAGAAUACUAUCAAGCCAUGGGAGUUGCGUGUGGCAAAUGUGCUCAAGGUGUUGAAGAGGAUUGCAAUAAUCCGCAAUGUAUUGUAGGUGAUGGUGUGGAAAAGGGUGUAAUGAGUAUUAAUCGUCAAAUACCAGGACCUGCUAUACAAGUGUGCAAAAAUGAUUUACUUAUCAUUGAUGUGCAUAAUAAUGCUCAUGGCUCUGCGGCGGCUUUGCAUUGGCAUGGUUUACACAUGUUGGAGACACCUUUUAUGGAUGGAGUGCCUUUUUUGACACAGUGUCCCAUACCCUUCGCUAAUACCUUUCGCUAUCAGUUCUAUGCCACUGAGCCCGGAACGCAAUUUUAUCACUCACAUGCAGGUCAUCACAAGGUUAAUGGACAAUACGGCGCUUUAAUAGUAAGACAAGCGCAGGAAAAUGAACCCCUUAGUAAUUUAUAUGAUUAUGAUUUGCCAGAGCAUCACAUUUUAAUAUCUGACUGGAUGCAUACGUAUGCUGAACAAUAUUUUCCCGGUCUACCCAGUUCUCGGGGAAUAUUUCCUAAUUCGGUAUUAAUUAACGGCCGAGGAGUUUAUACUAAUCCUAGAACUAAACAACAAACCAAAGUACCACCAACUGUGUAUUAUGUCACUCCUGGCAAACGUUAUCGCUUCCGUUUAAUAAAUUCUAUUAGUCAUGCUUGUCCUUUUCAAAUGCAGAUUGAAAAACACAAUUUGACCAUAAUUGCUUCCGAUUCCUAUGAUGUGUUGCCACGCCCAUUUGAUACUUUAGUAACGAAUUCCGGUGAACGUUACGAUUUUAUUUUGGUAGCAAAUCAUACUAAGGGUGAUUUUUGGAUACGUGUCAGGGGAAUGGGUGUUUGCUCCAUAAAUCCAACUGAAUCAUUUGCAUUGCUAAGAUAUGAAUCUAAUGAAAUAGUUAAUAGGGAUGAGGAUUUACAAGUUCCUGAUUUUCCUAAAUAUGAAAAAGGUUUUCAACCAGGCAUAUAUUUAAAUCAUCCUAAUGCCACCUGUUGGGGUGGUGAAAAUGAUCAUUGUAUAACUGAAUUGACAGCUUUAGAAGAGGAUGUCGCAUUGCGUAAUGCAGUACCAGAUCAUAAGUUCUUUUUAGCUUUCCACAAUUAUCCAGUACCUAAUAAGGAAAUUUUUAAACCGGGACAAUAUAACCAUUUCUCUAAUCUCAAUGGCAAUUUGACGAUAGUUGGUGCCAUUAAUAAUCUUAGUUUAGUAUUUCCCGAUUAUCCUCCACUUACUCAGCCCGAAGAUAUUGAUGAGUCUCAGUUUUGUGAUGAUCUAAAUUGGCCAGCCAAGUGUGCUGGCAAUCAUUUGUGUCCUUGUAUACAUCGUCUGCAGGUUGAGCGCAACAGCAUUGUGGAAUUGAUUAUAGUGGAUGAAAGUGAAAAUGUAGGUCGUAUGCAUCAUCCAUUUCAUUUGCAUGGAUAUCGAUUUAUGGUCACUGGUUUGGGACAACAUCCGGAUGGCGUCCCCAUGAGUAUACAACGAGCUAAACAAAUGGAACGUAACCGCAUGUUGCCAAGAGAUUAUUUUAAUGCUCGUCCUCCAUUUAAAGACACAAUUUCAAUACCCAGUCGUGGUUAUGCAGUCAUACGCUUUAGAGCAACGAAUCCUGGUUUCUGGUUAAUGCACUGCCAUUAUGAAUGGCAUUUGGCCAUUGGCAUGGGUCUUAUUUUGCAAGUUGGCACCCCUCAACAAAUGGUAACAGCACCCUCAGAUUUCCCCCGCUGUGGUAAUUAUGUGCCACCCGUAAAAAUGCCCAAUUUUUGAGCUCUUUUUUUCUGAUGUAUUCUACCUUUUUGUUGUUUCAUUUAUGUUUUAACAAAUUCUUUAUUAAAUAUAUUUUAUACUGAAAGGAAUACAAUCCUUUCUCACCUUCUACCCCUUUAUGUGUAAACAAAAUAUGGACAAAGAAAUAAAAAACAACAAAAUAAAUUGUAGA